Molecule: messenger RNA, 6590 nt
Organism: Paramuricea clavata
Lineage: Eukaryota; Metazoa; Cnidaria; Anthozoa; Malacalcyonacea; Plexauridae
Source: the annotation of a GenBank genome assembly
AUAAUUGCAUGUACGUAACCGGAUGUCGACACUCUAGGAAUAUUUGAAGAUUUCCGGGAAACGAGAAAAACCUCAAGAAAAAUUUAGAUUCAAAGGCGAUAGUCUGACCAUAUUUUCACUAUCUUCAAUCAAAUUAUACUUCUGCAAUCUGCACAAUAGCGAAAUACAAUCAUAGCAAACUUCUAGGAAUCUAAAUUCGUCAACAAUAACGAAAUUUAUAAUUCACUGUAAUGGAAACACUGUUUUGAUAACUACGAGUGACGAAAGCAAAGAAUGUAAACACUGUCUACAAAUAUUUACGCACGUAUUUUUUCAGCGGGGUCAAGGUUGGCCAAGGCUUUUACGUUGCAAAUAUGUAUUUUAAGCGUAAAACCACUAGAAAAUGACUAUAAAUUUCUAGUUUUGUCUUGUGUAGAGAUCUGAGUUUCUAUUAUGGGCGAAAUCGCUGAAAAUCCCGCCGAAAACAGGUGAGACAAAGUCGAAUGUAAUAGAGUGUCUGCCCUUAUCUUUCACACCUUAGCACGUGAAAUCGAUGCUAUUUCCCAAAACCUGUACCCUUUUGUUCUUUUUUCUUUUUCUAACUUAUUUUUUUCUGAUGUAUUCAUCUCAAAGCUGGCUGUGGAAUUGGCUAAAAUGGUGUCCAACCUCAGAAACGCUUCUCGCAGAUGCUGAGGCCCGAAUACUGAACAGUAAGUUUUCGUUUCAGAUUUCAAGCAAUUAUUUACCGGCGUUUUGAUUUUUGACGAUUCUACCAUUUUGUUUUUGAAACAGUUUUUCUUUAAAUAUGGUUUCAAUUCAAUAAAUAUAAAAAUCAGCUUAAUUUUGGGUCUAUGAUAUGAAUACGUUGUUGCGUGCAUUUCAGAUUUUGUCACAUGUGGUAUCGCGGUUUAUAACCUGAUUACCGAUUUACCGAUGCCACGGGCUAAAUAUUGUCAUUUUAAGCUGUAUGUCGCCUUGAACUCGGCCCUAUUGCAAGUAUCAUGUAUUAUCCUUGCGAUUUACAUUUAUUUUUACAUGGUUUGAUGGCAUAGAAAACGUCGCGUAGUUUCCUAUAAUCCAUUCACAGACAUUGUUUAUAUCAUCCAUGCCUGGGGGAGUGUCAGAGGAGUAGUCACAAAGCAAAUUUAAAUCACAAGGCUCUUCAUGAGUAAAUUCAUCUGGCAUUAGACAGAAUAAAUGAAUAAAGUGGGAUACAUUGCAACUUAAUUGGAGGCAUUGCCAUUUGGCAAUAGCAAUAACCAAUUACAGUGAAUUUAUAGCCUUUCUCACGAUGACAUAUACCGGUAUCCACCAUGUUUGGGUGGCAUCUAAUUCUUGUUAACCAAUGCAGACAAUUAACACAAUGUGAAAAGCCAUUUUUCAAAGCAAAUUUACCAUUAUUUGUCAAAAAAUUAUAAAAAGUCACUGUUAUGUUGAUUUAUCCCGCAGACUUCGGCUGAAAAGCCACCCAAAAAUGGCAGUAUGAGAAAGGCUAAUUUCACAAAACGUUUGCCAAAAUAUUCAAGUUCAAAAGUUCAUAUUGAAAAUCACAAGCUGGUUUGUAAACAAUUAGGCCUCUAUUAUAAUUGGUCCAUGAAUCGAAAAGAGCCAAUCAAAUGCUUAGUUUACAAACCAGUUUUGUGAAUAUUAUUAUAAACUUUGGAACUUCGCAACGCCAUUUGCGAACUUUGGAACAACCUUUGGAAUGUUUUGUCAAAUUGACUGUAGACACUGUAGUGCACAAAGCUCUUCACUUGAAGAGCAAAUUAAAUUAUCUGGCAUCAGAAAAAUAAAGUAGGUGCAUUGCAGUUUAAAAUCACUUGGUAUUAUCAAAAAAGGCACAUUAGGGCAUAUUCCAAGCUAAAUGAGUAAUGUAUAGAGUUGUAGACUCAAGUCAUGUUACUUGAAUCAGACAUAUUGAGUUGCAACUUUUGUGACAUGUAAUCAGAUUAAUGACAUGUGACUUGACAAUCAGAUUAACGACAUGUGACUUUACUUGGACUCGAACAAAAUGACUUGACAGAAAUGACUUGUUACAUAAAGUCGUAAAUAUCUGGUGAAAAUUAACUUUAAAUUUCUACAAUUUUCACUGGAAAUUUAUCACUUAGUGACUGAAAUGUUGUCAGCAAAUAUGACACUACACCCCUCCCUCCAACCUUAGCAUCUUCGCAAUGGCCCUGGUUAGUAUAUUGAUGUAUACAUACAAUUGUCAUGGGUGACUCCCCGGCAGUUUAUGGUAAAAAGAACAGUACAGCAUGGCUUGCAACUUGACUUACUAUUUAGAGUGAAUGACUUAUGACUUGACUGGGACUCAGAUCAAAUGACUUGUGAUUUGACUUGCAAAAUAAGACUUGUUAACAACUCUCGUUUUGUAUGUUCCCUAAGGCUUAGACAUCACCUAUGAAGGACGAUUCAUCACAACAUCACAGCAAGAUCAGAUCUGGACGGUAGUGUUCAACAAAAGUGGAACAAAAACCCCUGUAUUGAUGAUCCAUGGGCUUGGUGCUGGUCUCGGAAUCUGGGUCAUGAACAUUAAAGAACUUGCCAAGAACAGACCAGUAUAUACAUUUGACCUGUUGGGAUUCGGCCGCAGCUCGAGAUCCAAUUUUGACGAGGACCCACAGACUGUUGAAGAAACAUUUGUUAAUUCAAUUGAAGAUACAAUAAAGGAACUGGGUCUUGAGAAAUGUAUUUUAAUUGGGCAUAGUUUUGGUGGAUAUUUGGCAUAUGCUUAUGCAAUCAAACACCCCGAACAUGUAAAGUCAUUGAUUUUGGUAGAUCCCUGGGGAAUUACAGAGAAAACGCAAGAUUGGGAACAAAACGAGCAUGUGCCAAAGUGGAUAAAAAUGAUGGCGGCCAUGUUGAGUCCUUUCAAUCCUUACGCUGCUCUACGAUUUGUUGGCCCACUUGGUAAACAAUGUGUUCAUAGCUUUUGUCAACUUAAACCCAUGUUCGAUUUUUCUUUCCAUCAUACAUGUUUUCAUUUCCUAUUAUUACGAAAGUCACCGAACUGUGGAAUCACAUAAAAAAUUUGUAUAUCGACCACUCCCACAAACGUCUACGACUGCGCCUACAUAUUUUUGCAUGUUUACAAUUCUAAUUUUAAACAGCCAAUCGACGUUUAAUUGUAAUUGUUACCAAGAACCUGAUUGGCUGUUCAAAAUUAGAAUUGUAAACAUGCAAAACUAUGUAGGCAUGGUCGUAGACGUUUGUGGGAGUGGUCGAUAUACAAAUUUUUGAUGCGAUUCCACAGUUCUGUGACUUUCAUAAUACUACACACCUGGUAGCUGCUUAACAUAUUAUCUCAUACUGGUCUUAAAAGUGGGUAUCCAAUUGGUUCUGAGCAGGUGUGCUUUUUCGAAUGCACUUUGCUUUGCUUAGUAGGUUUGGGGAGCUACCAGGCCCACCAAUCCUGGAUGAACCUCUUUGCAAGUAUGUUUGUUAUAAGACCCCACUCCAUUUUAGGGAAAGAAAUUUAUGCCCCCUCUCUAUUUAACCCUUCCCCCUCUCUUUGUACAACAAAAGCACUUUGUUGCAUUUCAAGCUUCCCUUAAUUAAGCCCUCUUGGCUCUUUGCCAAUGUUAAGCUUUCCACAAAUAUUCACAAACAUGCCAGAAACAAGAUUUACGAAGUGACUAGAUAGCCGGCAAUUUAGUGAACUGCCGUACCGGUAGUAGUGACUAUAGUUAAAGUUGAAUAUUUAUGAAAUAAACUGAUCCCAACCCCAACAAAAAAUAGUCAGCCACAUUGGAUCCGGACCACGUUUCACUACGCACGCAACGCCUUUAAAAAAUACUCUGCCAGCAAGCUCGCUGAAUACUAUCGCAAAAAAGGUUUUAUAUUAGUAAAUAAAUGUCAGCUGUUAAAUGAACGGCAGUUUACUAAACUGGCAGCCUAGUCACUUCGCAAGAUUUAGGAUAGCUUGGUACAGUAUUUUCAAACUAUUUCAACCUCUGUUCAUUUAAUUAUCUGUCUUUCUGAUCUUGUAGGACCUGUAUUCCUCCGAACAACUCGUCCAGAUUUGGAGAAAAAGUACACAAGUGUUUUUAGUGAUGACACCAUUCCAAAUUAUCUAUAUCAUUGUAAUGCACAGACACCGAGGUAUUGUCUAUCUCUGCUUUAUUUUGUUCCUUUAAACCAAUCAAGUAAUGUGCCCUAAUUUGUUCGCUUACUUUGUUCAUAGCAUGAUGAUCGGUUUCUUGCUAAUCUUAUUAAAUAAAAGCCCUUCCUGGACGUUAUUAUAAAAUAAAGCAAGUAGUCUGAGGCCACUUGUAUAAAAUGCUGAACUAUAAAUUCGUAAUUACAUACCUGUUCGACUGUUCACUUCUAUUUAUCAGACGCUUACGGUUCCCAAAUAUCAUAUUUAUUCUCGGACCUGAAGAAGUGGGGAUGUCGGAAUCCCGGAGAACAUUUGCCUUGGAACAUUUCCAAUUUUUCACACAGACGUUGUAUUAGCGAUUUCCGAGAAUAUGUCCUUCAUCUUUGUCUGUCAUUUAGGGGCGGGGCAUUAGAAGAGUGAUGCCUGAUGGGGGCGGGGGGAAUUUUCACUUGGUGUUAUAUUAACUUGACCUAAUUAACUGAGUUUUUGAUGACGUCACAAGCAGGGUAAACUUCUAUAUGGUUAAAACUUGUUCAUGUGGGAUUAAAUUUCCUCGAAAAUUGUUAUAACUUUCGUCUUAAAAUGUUGAGUUAAUUGAGUACUGAAAAGACUUCGGAAAAUCGAGUUUCAUGUUGAUAAUGACAUCUAGUUUGCAAGAUAAAAAUUUCGUUUUUUACCCUACUUGUGACCAUAGAUAUAAUCUCCUAUAUCCUAUGCUUGUGACGUAUGCAUAUCGAAUGCAUAUCCAAGAUGGCGGAAUGCACGCUGCUUUUGAUCAAAAUAAGUCGAUUUAUUUCGAAAACCAAACAAGAUACGGAAUAAUUGUAAAGGAAGUUUAUAUAUCAUUUUAAAUGUUCUUUCAAAUAAGACAAAGUUAAUUUAUAUUGCCGUAUCCUUUAAUUUACUUUCUCUCUUUGACGUUUUCGACACUUUAUUGCAGUGGUGAAACUGGUUUUAAACGGUUGACAAUUCCGUACUUAUGGCCAAGAUUUCCCAUGAUGCAUCGUAUUGAAGAUUUAACCCCCGACGUAAAAGUGUUCAUGCUGUUCGGCUCAAGAACUCGGAUAGACGACAGCAUAUCAAAUGAUAUCCUAACCAGAAGACCAGAACAGUUUGAAAUAUGCAGCAUCAAGAAUGCAGGGCAUCAUGUCUUCGCAGAUAGACCUGAUGCAUUCAAUGAAAAGGUCAAAGAGAUUUGUCAAAAAGUUGAGGAGAUUUCGACCUAGGGCAAGCGGCCAGCAUUCGCUGCAGUGAAGGAAACCAUUUUAUAUUAUAACUAUAGUGAAACACGCAAUUUGAUUGGUCAAUACCUGUGGAGGAUCCAAUUUGAUUGGUCAAUACCCGUACACGACAGUCCUGCACGGAAAAUUUGAAUGCCUUCGCGUGGGCUUUUUAAAAUGUCGGACAAUGAAAACAUUUUAACUUGUAGUAUAUGGUUAGCACUAUUUUCCAUUCAGCGUUUGCGUUUCAAUUUUGACCCGACGUCAUUUUCGGAAGAUAGAAGAGGUGUUAAAUGGCUAAGUAACUAACCCAAACCCUACUCUAACCCCUAACCGCAACCCUAACCCUAACCUUAACCGAAUUAAUAAAAAAAUGACAAAAAAACAACGACUUUAGAAAAUCGAUAGGGCGGUUUGCUGGAUGGAAAAAAGUGUUAACCGUGGUAUAUUAAACAAAGUCUGUCUCCGAUUGGUUAGUUCACGGUUGUUGUGAGAAUUGCACAUUUCAUCAAUAAUUUUAAUAAAGUUGACCGUUGUUUCACUGUAGUUAUUUUAUAAAACAGUUUUCCGUGCAGGAUAGCCCAAGAACGGUUUCCUGACAUGUAAAUAUUUAUAUGAAAGCGAAGUAAGAGGAUAUACACUUUGCAGGGGCUGCGCAAUAAUAUUUCGCUGAUUCACGAAAAACGAUGAAAAUCACUUUUAUAUAGAUGUUUUUUUCACAUAUAAAUAAAUAAAUAAAUAAAUGUCUAACGUAGAAGAUUUUAAUUGUCAAGGGGGGAGACUAUUGCAUACAUCACUGUUCAACUAUAUUACGUUACAACCACACGGGAUUGUGUUUAAUAAUGGAAUACGCACGCAACUGGUUUUAAUUCUAAGAAAUGGGGGAAUAUAUAUGUAAAUAUAUUUUAAUUAUUUAAUCAUUGAAAUUAUGAAUCUAUUAUUGAUAAACAAUGUACGAACUUAACUGCACUAAAAUAUUAAAAAAUAUUACCAACCAACUACACUUUUUGUAAAAUACACUUGUAUACUGUUGAGUAAAGGUCCCUGUGUGUAUGUCUAUGCCCCAGUUUUACCCUAGGUUUUCAAUUAUAAAUAUCCCUAACUAUCAAAUAUAUCCCUAUAAUACAGUUGCAGUGCAUGCCAUACCUGAGGGGCAUUUCUCCGGGAGGGUUUUUAUUCCCUACAUGUCACCUCUGUACUGGAGAUAUCUUUCUUGAUCCGUAGUACCCAGUGACUUGCUCGGGAAUUUCCGCCAAAACACACUUUGCUAAUGCAGCUGGCGAGGACUAGAU